UGUCCUGGAAACCAAAGCAGCGGCGUCGGUGGGGUUAGAAGCGCGCGACACGCAGCUGACCGUUUUCCCCGCGUGGUCGCGGCGCUCCGGAACCUUCGAGGGUCCGACUAUUUCCUGGAACCACCAGAGUCACUUUGGGGAGCGCCAAAGCUCGUGGGCGCGCGGCUCGUGCUAGCUAAGCUAGCUGUUCGGCUAACGGAAGACUCCUGUUGCUUAUGUCACUAGCUGUGGAGGUCUUACCUGAGCCUCGGGUGAUCCGGGACCGCAUGUACGUCAUUCCUGUAUACCUGUUGUUGCUGCAGGAUUCAUUAAAGUCGUGGUGGGGGUUCAGAGAAGCCCCCCGUGAUCUGUUUCCAGGGUGUAGCCCCCCACUUCCGGUAUGAAACUAUUUUCUUGGCGGGAAUGAUACAGGUUAAGGUGCCGACAAUGCCGGCAGGUGAGAGGGAGGAGCGAGCAGAGAUCCGGGAAAGAGUCAGCGAUGCGUUCAGGACAUCCACAGGGUCCGGAAAGAAGAAGUCCAGGAAGAAGGCAGCAGAAACGGAUACAAUGGCGCUCCAGAAUCUGAUGAAAAACCUCCCUCCGGGGAGGGGCGCCAAAGACGACCGCACCACCCUGCAGAACCAGGGGGGGGAGGAGGCCAGGCAGCAGGAGCAGAACUGGAGGAGUAAAAGGGAGCUCCCCCCCCUCCCCGUCGGGGGGGCUUUGGAUCCAGAGGUGGGGGGCAAACGGAGAAGUCAGAGAAGCAGGAGAACCGCAGAGGAUGAAGACGGACUCCUGGAGGAGUAUGAGCGCGGCAUCGCUCAGGAGGAGGGGGGCAGAGGCAGCGGGAGGGGGCAAGACCACCCCCCCCAGAAGAACAGCAAGAAGAAACUGAGAGGGAGUCAGCAGGGAGGGGGCCCAAACCAGCAGGACUCCAGGGGGGGGUCCGAGGAGAAACCAGGGGGGGGCAGAGGCGAGGAGGACGGCCUGGUGUUGGGGGUGUUCGUCCACAGAAGCGACCCCCUCCGGACCGAUCUGCUGAUCUCACACCCCAUGGUGAAGAUCCACGUGGUGGAUGAGAGGACGGGCCAGUACGUGAAGAAGGACGAUCGCCGCCGGCCCGUCGUCUCCUUCUACGAGGGGGAGAACGUGGACCACGUCCUCCCCAUCAUGACGCAGCCCUUCGACUUCAGGAGGAGGAAGUCGGUCGUUCCCGAGUGGGAGGAGCAGAUCCUCUUCAACGAGCGGUUCGCCUACUUCCUGCAGCAGGACGACCGCAGCCCCAGAGUGCUGCUCCUGUUCGAGAUCCUGGACUUCAUGACCAUGGAGGAGGCACGGGCCAGCGUGGACGCCGACGGACACGAGCGCGGCUUCAGGAAGAUCGCCUGGGCGUUCCUGAAGCUGGUCGGUGCUAACGGAGUUCGGAACGUGGACAGUAAGCUCCGCCUCCAGCUCUUCUGCCCGCCCCCUCGGGCUAAAAGACAGCCUAAGAGCAUAGAGGUGUUCGAGUGGUGGAGGAAGUUCCCCAGGACCAAGUACGCCUCCACCCUGUACGUCACGGUGAGGGGAAUACAGCUGCCUGCUCACGUGGACCCCAGCGUGCGCUCCAUGAUGGCGUUACAGGAAGAGAGGGGCAGUUCCUCCUACAGCGAGCUGCAGAAGCAGGUCUCCCGCAGGACCCCCCCCCAAACUGCUGACAGCCGGCAGCCGGAACUCAGAUGGAGCCGUCUGCCCGGGCAGACCUGCCGCAUUCCCAACAAGCACGUCCUGAGCUUCCGGGGGGGUCACAUGGGCUGCUUCAGCGUGCUCUUCUCCAACGCAGGAACCAUCCUGGCUGCUGCCUGCGCAGACAGAGACGCCUUUCCUGUCGUAGUGUUUGAGAUUCCCUCUGGGAAGGUGUUAGCCGCCUUUAGCGGUCAUCUGAAAAUCGUGUACGACCUGUGCUGGUCCAGAGAUGACGGCCGCCUGCUGUCGGCCUCCUCCGAUGGAACAGUCAGAGAGUGGAAUGUGGAGAAGCUGCUGGGCACAGCCCAAAAGGUGCUGCCUCAUCCGGCUUUUGUGUACUGCUCUCGGUACCAUCCCCGCGCUCAGAACCUGGCGGUGACCGGGAGUUUUGACUGCCUGGUUCGCGUGUGGAGGCUGGACGUCAGCGACGUGAACGGGGAGCUGCUGCAGGAGUUUGACGGCCACAGCAGCUUCAUCAACAGCAUCUGCUUCGACUCAGCCGGAUCACGAAUGUUUUCUGCUGACAACGGCGGUCUCAUCAUGGUAUGGAAGACGGCGAUGAGUGAGGACAGACAGCAGCAGUCGUGCUCUCACUGGUGUACGGAGAAGAAGUUGGAGGAGGCGGAGCUCCGAGGAGUUCCCAUCAAUACGCUGCAGUUGCAUCCAAACGGGCGCUGCCUUUUCGUGCACGCUAGAGACAGCGUGCUCAGGAUGAUGGACCUGCGGAUUCUGGCAGUGAAGAAGUUCUCUGGAGCCACCAACUACAGGGAGAGGAUCUGCGGCGCCGUGACCCCCUGCGGGACCUGGAUCUUCUCUGGCAGCGAGGACGGGAUGGCGUACGUCUGGAACGUAGAAACAGGCGACCAGGUGGAGGUCUACUCUGAACUGGGCUACUCCAGCGCCGUGCAUGCUGUCGCCUUCCACCCCCACGAGAACAUGGUGGCGUUCUGCGCGUUUGGUCAGGGCCAGCCUGUGCACGUGUACCUGUACGACCACAAAGGUCCCCAGCCAGAGCUGCAGAGUCUGAAGGUGGCCAGCAGGUCAGCGUCGGAGAUGGGGACGCUCAGGAACACCCCUGACCCCCCCGUGGGCGUGGAGGCGGCGCGGCGUGCACUGAAGCUGCAGAGCGUCCGGCAGCGGCUGGACUCGGUUCUGGGACAGGUCUCUUCAGCCACCCCCCACGGUCAGGGCGGAGCCACAGAGGGACACACCCCCUAUCUGUUUGCAGAGGGGCGGGACCUCGUGUCAGACAGCAGCGCUGUGGGGUUCAGCGCCACGCAGCCCCCCCCUCCUCCAGCGGAGGGGCGGACCCCCCCAGCAGGGCGCGGCUGGGGGGUGAGUCCGGACGGUCUGCUCCCCCCAGGACCGUGUGAGCCAAUCCCGACGCUUUCAGGAGGCUUUCAGGGGGCGGCGGCCUCCGUGCAGCAGGUGGCUUCGCCCCCCCGUGUGCAGGUGGUGUCCCUCUUCGACUACAGAGCCAGUCGCUCGGACGAGCUGAGUCUGCGGCGCGGUGAUGUCAUCCAAGUGCUGUUCAAGGACAACCAGACGUGGUGGUUUGGGCGUCUGCACGGCGGCCUGCAGGGCUACUUCCUGUCUGCUUACGUGGUGGAUCAGAGAGACUUCAGAGACCGGAACACGGAGGCGCUGCCGGCUGAGGAGACCACCGCCCGCUCCACUCCCACUCGGGUCUCUGCAGCUGUCAGCUCCUCUGGAGAACUCCGGUUCCUGUCCGAACCCACUCUCUCAGAUACUGAACCAGAGCUGACCGACACCAGAACCAGAAGAAAGAAGAAGGUGAAGAAGCCCGGAGUUCCUGUGGCUUCAUCCCAGAUUCCUGACCCAGAACCUUCUGGGUUGACCAGAACCACGAGAGGCCGACCUCUGCCCAAGAGACCAACGGGGAGGUCCAACAGCGGCUUUGAAGGCGACAUGUGAACUUCUGGACAAACCCAGAGAACCGUUCCGAUCCGUGGCCCGGUCUGGUUCUGCUGGUGACCCGAUACAGCGUUACUGCUGCGGUAGAACCGUGUCAGAAUAGUGUCAGACACAUCCACGUCUCAGAACAUUCUGUUCAGAAAAACGUUUUAUUUUGUACAACUUAACAGUAAAAUCUACCAACAAAGG
Messenger RNA from Oryzias melastigma (Indian medaka), 3828 nucleotides. RefSeq names its product Abelson helper integration site 1 (gene ahi1). The transcript is spliced from 25 exons. Gene Ontology annotation, cellular component: ciliary basal body. The coding region runs from base 403 to 3639 and encodes 1078 amino acids. NCBI's taxonomy places the organism in Eukaryota, Metazoa, Chordata, Actinopteri, Beloniformes, Adrianichthyidae. Gene Ontology annotation, biological process: motile cilium assembly. Gene Ontology annotation, molecular function: protein binding. The record is from RefSeq and is a predicted model, not a curated record.